Molecule: messenger RNA, 515 nt
Organism: Staurois parvus
Lineage: Eukaryota; Metazoa; Chordata; Amphibia; Anura; Ranidae
Source: the annotation of a GenBank genome assembly
UCCUGAAUGCUGAGGACAAACCUCCAGGCCGACUGCCCUGGUUCACAGUUCAUGGGCAAAGGAUGGGAGGUCAGCAGGGCAGUGUACAGGGGUUAGCAGGGCAGAGGACUGGGGUCAGCAGAGCUGAGGAUAGGGGCUCAGCAGGGCAGAGCACAGGGGUCACUUCUGGCAGGGCAGAGGACAGGGUUCACUGUUGGCAGGGCAGAGGACAGGGGUCACUGCUGGCAGGGCAGAGGACAGGGGUCACUGCUGGCAGGGCAGAGGACAGGGGUCACUGCUGGCAGGGCAGAGGACAGGGGUCACUGCUGGCAGGCAGAGGACAGGGGUCACUGCUGGCAGGGCAGAGGACAGGGGUCACUGCUGGCAGGGCAGAGGGCAGGGGUCACUGCUGCGGGGCAGAGGACAGGGGUCACUGCUGGCAGGGCAGAGACAGGGGUCACUGCUGGGGGCAGAGGACAGGGGUCACUGCUGGCAGGGCAGAGGACAAGGGUCACUGCUGGCAGGACAGAGGACAG